Messenger RNA from Neurospora crassa OR74A, 405 nucleotides. RefSeq lists its product as hypothetical. The record is from RefSeq and is a predicted model, not a curated record. Lineage: Eukaryota; Fungi; Ascomycota; Sordariomycetes; Sordariales; Sordariaceae. Bases 1 to 405 code for a protein of 134 amino acids. The transcript has a single exon.
AUGAUCUUCAACAUUCCCCUCCCCACCACCUUCGGCGAGCCCAUUCCCACGGUUCCCAGCAAGCCCAUCCCUACCGUGCCCAGCAAGCCGGUUCCUUCCAAGCCCAGCAACAAGCCUGAGCCCGAGGACGAGGACGUCUUCACCCCUUACACAUUUGGUGAACCCAUUCCUACCGUGCCCAGCAAGCCCAUCCCCACGGUUCCUAGCAAGCCCGUCCCCAGCAAGCCCGGCAAUGGCAACAAGCCCGAGGAGUUCGACUUUGAUGGUCUCGUCCCCUUCCACACCUUUGGCGAGCCUAUCCCUACCGUCCCCAGCAAGCCUAUUCCCACGGUUCCCAGCAAGCCUGUUCCUAGCAAGCCUGGCAACAAGCCUACGGAUGAGGACACGGAUCUUGAGGAUGAGUAG